AUGAACAGAGAAACACGUCAGGGACUAUGGGAGCUGGCGAGAUUGCACAAGUUUGGGCGGGGAACAUUGCUGAUGGUCUGGCCGAGCCUCUGGGCGAUAACCAUGCUGGGCAAAGAACUCCAACUUUCUCUAGCCCGAUUCCUCUAUCUCAGUACAUGGUUCUUCCUCGGCAAUGUACUUGUGCACGGCCUCGUAUGCACGUGGAACGACAUCUGCGACGUGGACUUUGACCGGAAAGUCGAACGCUGCCGCAAUCGCCCUUUGCCGUCCGGACGGGUCUCGCUUUCCACCGCCUGGCUUUUUCGGGGCUUUCAGCUCUUGCUCUCUUUGGCCUUAUUCUGGACUACCAUAGUUGGCCUUGCCCCCGUCCAUCUCAUAUACCCUCUGCUCAAGCGGGUUACAUACAGGCCCCAGGCAUGGCUUGGGUUGGCCAUGAACUGGGGUUGGGUCGUUGCGUGGGUCUCCAUUGCCGACAAGAGUGAUUGGUUGCUCGUGGGAAUUAUGCUAGCUGGGGCGGCGGCAUGGACAAUCGUGUACGAUACGAUUUACGCCCUCCAAGACAAGAAAGACGACCUUAUCGCCAAUGUAAAAUCGACAGCGCUUCUAUUCGAUUCCUACGUCAAACCCGUCCUUUCGAUCUUCUCCGUCUUCUUCGUCUCCUGCCUGUUAAGGGUAGGAGUGCGACAUGCACAGGGUCUUCCCUACUUCUGUGCGGUCGGAGGCGUGGGGGUGCAUCUAGCAUGGCAGCUUUGGACAUUGGACGACGAGAGCGAAGGGGACUGUGCGGCAAAAUUUCGGGCAAACUCCGACGUAGGGAUGCUGCUCUGGCUGGGGAUGGUCGUGGAUUGGGCCAGUGCCGAUUCUGUUCAAUUUGCUCUGCUACAGAAUUGA
This is a messenger RNA of Dacryopinax primogenitus, 891 nucleotides long. Its product is annotated as UbiA prenyltransferase. Gene Ontology annotation, molecular function: transferase activity, transferring alkyl or aryl (other than methyl) groups. NCBI's taxonomy places the organism in Eukaryota, Fungi, Basidiomycota, Dacrymycetes, Dacrymycetales, Dacrymycetaceae. Gene Ontology annotation, cellular component: mitochondrial inner membrane. The record is from RefSeq and is a predicted model, not a curated record. The transcript has 8 exons. The coding region runs from base 1 to 891 and encodes 296 amino acids. Gene Ontology annotation, biological process: ubiquinone biosynthetic process.